Molecule: messenger RNA, 1472 nt
Organism: Cheilinus undulatus (humphead wrasse)
Lineage: Eukaryota; Metazoa; Chordata; Actinopteri; Labriformes; Labridae
Gene: foxi1
Product: forkhead box i1
Exons: 2
Coding region: 1-1134 (377 amino acids)
Biological process (GO): regulation of transcription by RNA polymerase II; cell differentiation; anatomical structure morphogenesis
Molecular function (GO): RNA polymerase II cis-regulatory region sequence-specific DNA binding; DNA-binding transcription factor activity, RNA polymerase II-specific
Source: RefSeq, a predicted model, not a curated record
AUGAACGCUUUUGGACAUCAACCAUCCAACCAGCAGACCAGCCCCAUUCAGCACCACAGCGCACAGGAGCUCUUGGACAUGGCCGUGUACUGCGAUAACUACGGAGUGUACCAACAGAACCUCCACCACCACCCUCAGAGGCCGCCCACACACCCGUCUAGCUACGGCCUCGGAGAGUAUACCUCACCGUCCACAAACCCGUACCUGUGGCUGAAUGGACCCAGCAUCAACUCCUCUCCUUACCUCCCCGGGAACAACGGAACCUCCUACAUCCAGCCUGGAUACGGGUCAAACCAGAGGCAGUUCUUGCCGCCUCCUCCAACAGGGUUUGGUGGAGCAGACCUGGGCUGGCUAUCCAUAUCCAGUCAGCAAGAACUCUUCAAGAUGGUCAGACCUCCUUACUCCUACUCUGCGCUCAUAGCCAUGGCCAUACAGAACGCACAGGACAAAAAGUUAACUCUGAGUCAGAUCUAUCAGUAUGUGGCUGACAACUUCCCUUUCUACAAGAAGAGCAAAGCUGGAUGGCAGAAUUCAAUCCGGCACAACUUGUCUCUGAAUGACUGUUUCAAAAAAGUGGCACGGGACGAGGAUGACCCUGGCAAAGGAAAUUACUGGACGCUGGACCCAAACUGUGAGAAAAUGUUCGACAACGGGAACUUCAGGCGAAAGAGGAAAAGGAGAUCAGACAUUACCGGCCCUGACAGCACCUCUCUCACGGUAAAGUCAGAGGACAAUCCGCACAGCAAGCUCUCCGACACCGCCAGCCUCCUCAGCUCCUCCCCGCCGAGCCUGCACGGGUCCCCGGCCUCCACGGAUCCCAAGUCGUCGCCGCCUCCGUCCGCGGAGCACAGCCCGUGCUACGGCAACUUUGUGUCCAGCGUGAACGCGCUGCUGGCCGGCAGCGGCAACGAGGUGUCCCGGGUAGGGGAGCGGGAGUACGGCCCCGGACAUCACGGAGGACUGGGUCAGGGCAGAGAGGGGGGCAUGUCCGGACUGGGCUCAUAUUCGCCCACUUUAAUCUCCCCUCUGAACUCAGAAAGCCACAGAAUGAACUAUUACACAUCAGUACAGAGCCUCUCCAACCAUUUCAGUGUGAACAACCUCAUAUACAGCCGGGAAGGAACAGAAGUGUAGACUAGAAAGUAAUUUAUCACUUAAUGUUAGCAUGCCGCUGCAUAGUCUAGCUUUCUGUCCGUAAACAUUACACGUAGUCUGGUUUAGUGGGCCGUGUUUUAGCCUAAAACUAGCACUGAAACUUUGCUUCCCUGUUUAGCUUGACAAAAACUGUAGCAUCACAAAGCAACGGCCAUAUUUUCAUUCGGUUCCUCAAUAAACAACAAUAUUCGGCUGUUAUAUAAAAAUUACGUACUUGUCUUGUGUUUUUGUAAUACUUAAUGUAGCUGCUUUGUGUCUAUGAAAACGAAGACACAUUUGUACAGAAAUUAUUUUCAUAAGAAGAAAAAUGUCAUGUA